AUGCCGAAAGGCAAGGUUGUUGCUCAUCGAUGGAAAAUAAAGCAAAAACUUGGCGAAGGUGGAUUCGGAGCUGUCUACAAGGUUGUCAAUAUGGAGACAAUGACUCCUGCAGCAUUGAAAGUUGAAACCAUCAGGAAACAUGGUGUGCUGAAGUUGGAAGCAAUGAUUUUGCGACGGCUCGCAGAUUACCCUUUCUUUCCGCAUCUCUUGGACUCAGGGAAGAAAGCCACGUACUCGUAUAUAAUCCUCACAUUACUUGGACCAAGUCUCAAUAAGAUACUAAAACUCUAUGGGAAAGUUUGUAGUGUUUCCACUCAAGUGAGAGUGGGAAUUAAUGUGCUAUUUGCACUCAAACAGCUUCAUGACAUUGGUUUCGUACAUCGUGAUUUGAAGCCAGGAAACUUGGCAGUUGGUCCUGUAGGCACGCCACAGUUCCGACUGAUACAUAUGUUUGACUUUGGUCUAGCACGACAAUAUGUCAUUACCUCAGAAGGAGGGCGACCAAAAAUGCGGAGGCCCCGUCCACGAGUCCACUUCAGGGGAACGCUCCGCUAUUGCUCGAUUAACUGUCACGAAAAGGGAGAACAAGGACGUGACGAUGAUUUAUGGUGUUAUUUGUAUAUGUUGAUUGAGCUUCGAGGACCAUUACCGUGGGCAAUUAUAAGGGAAGGACCAAAUAUUCUGGAAGUAAAGAAGACAGUUGAUUUAGAAGAAAUGUUAAAAAACUGCCCAGUGGAGUUCAUUUCCAUUGCACAACAUCUUAUGACACUUAAUUACUACUUACGUCCUAAUUACGCUUUGAUAUAUCGUCUACUCAUGCAAGUUAUGAAUGCUGGAAACUUUAACUUUUCUGAUCCCUACGACUGGGAAAUGAAGUCGUCUAUCCCCUCUUCAGCAGAAUGCGCAAGAGAUCUUGAACUCGAAUGCACCCAAGGGCAGACUUCAGGGACUACGUUGAAU
Messenger RNA from Ostertagia ostertagi, 960 nucleotides. The record is from the annotation of a GenBank genome assembly. Lineage: Eukaryota; Metazoa; Nematoda; Chromadorea; Rhabditida; Trichostrongylidae.